GUACGACUAUUUUCAUAACGAUUUGCAAUAUGGCGGACGAAAUUGACACCUUCAAUCCUUUUGAGAACGAAGAACACGAUGACGUUCCGAGAGAAGAAGCCGUCUUACCAGAUAGUCCUGGAGUAGAAGAUCACUCAGGGCAUUCCAUUGACUUGGACACUUCUUCAGCAGAGAAAAACACACCUUUCCUGGAGUCGUUCAGGAUUGGAGGGUAUGAGGAUGAUGUAGGCCAAGUGAAGGAUUUACAUGUGGCAGUUGAUGAUCCAGAAAAACAUGUGGAUGGCUAUGUCAGUUACAGUGUGACAACAAAGACCACAAGGGGACAAUUUGACCACCCAGAAUACAGUGUUAGAAGAAGAUAUCAAGACUUCUUGUGGCUGAGACAGAGAUUGGAAGAGAGUUAUCCCACACACAUAAUUCCUCCACUCCCAGAGAAGCAUUCAUUCUCGAAGCACUUUGAUCGCUUUUCACCUGAAUUUUUGAAAUCACGACAAAUAGCGCUCAACAAGUUUGUUAGUAGGAUUGCAGAUCACCCUGUGAUGUCCUUUAAUGACAAUUUCCAAGUCUUCCUUACAGCUAAAACAUGGGAACUAACAUCAGUCAAGAAACAGGGCCCAGGUUUGAUGAGUAGAAUGAGUGAUUCCAUGAAAAACAUGGCAUCUUCAUGGAUGUUGAAAAGCAGAGAGCCUGAAUUUCAAGAAAUGGCAGAUUAUACAAAAGCUUUUAGAGAAAAGGUGCUGGCCAUAGAGGCUGUUUCUGACAAGAUAGCAAAGGACAGAUUUGAUCUUCUAGAAAGCUACAAAGAGUACAUACCAAUCUUCAAUCUGUGGGCAGACGCCGAACAUAAGUUAGCGGAUCCACUGCAUGCCAUGGCAAGUGCCUUUGACAAGAACAGCUCUGCUCUAAAGACACUGCUAAAAGCUCAAGAUCCAAGAUUUAUGGAACCCAUACAUGAAUAUGUGCUCUACGCAGAUGCCAUCAAGAGCACCCUUAAACACCGUGAUACCAUUCACAUGGAAUACGAAGUAACUUUAGAAGAGCUGUCGAGGAAAAAAGCUGAAAAAGAAGAGCUUGAUAAAGGAACUGGUGGUAGACGCAGUUUUGGGUUUUUUAACAAAGACCCGGAGCAAGCGAAACAAGACAAACGAGAAAGAGUGGACUCCAGUAUAGAAGAGCUUUCAAAACUCGUCGAGGUGGGCAGUGAUCGACUCGAGUGCGCCAACGUUGAUCUGAAGGCGGACAUUGAACGGUGGAACAAAAACAAGAGAACUGAUUUUAGAGAACUAUUCACGGAGUAUUCAGAAAGACAUGUCACUUAUUACCAAGAGUGCUUGGCCGCUUGGCAAGAGGCCUUACAAAUUGUGACUGGAAGUCAGCAAGACCAAGAAUUGGAAGAGUCCUAAGUACUUAUUAGUGAAUCAGAAGAAAAUAAAAAAGGAAUUUAGCUCGGGGAAAUAAUUCGACGAUCAUCGUAGUUGGACUAGAGUGUGAUUGACAUCAAGGUUCUCGCAUCAUGUUCACUGAACACCACCUCUAUCGAUCUUUAUGCCAAACGAGGUCCACUCCUUUUCUGGUUCAAAUCUUCAGUACAGAAUAAGGGGAAGAAAAACUUUUGAAGAGUAAUAUGACGACAAAUUUUCUCUUGAUACUGAACUCACUUAAUAUUGAAUUGAAUUCUUUUUAUAAAUCGUGCGAAGCUUAGGCUGAAAAAAAACAUUCGUUCUCUUUCGUGCAAUUAGCGCGAAAUUUGAAUGAGAAAUAUAAUAAUAUUAUCGACAGUACUAGAGUAAGAAAUGGUCAAAAAAUUAAUUUCCAACGAAAAUCAACUCAAUGUUUACAAUUUUGAACGAUUACUGUGCAGCGUACACAGAAUAAACGUAUGAAGUUUUAAAAGUCUCCAUUGAACAAAUAGAUUCCAGGUUGCCAUGCGUCUGUCUAGUGAUAUAUCACAGAUCAACCUCGUUCCCAGGGUCUCUUGUCUUCCCUCCCCCUGGAGCGAGAGAGGGGCGGGGAGAUGAGAGACCCUGGGAACGAGGUUCAUCACAGAUGACGUAAAACUGUGGUAAGAAAAAAAAGUGGCAUGUAAGACUGCUGGCAAGUGUGUCACGUUGUUCUUACCACAUUUUGACGUUUUCUGUGAUCCAUUUUUUGAGAGAGUGUACAAUUGCCGGCCUUUCUUCCAUGUCUUCCCUCUGUCUUUAUUUUUUACCCAAAAUAAGGGAGAGGCCAGGGCCCCCCUGGGCCCAUUCCCUAGAUCCGCCACUGGUUACUGAACAGACCUACGGCAACAUGGAAUCUCGCUAUUUGUUUUACAUUACUUCGAAGCAAAAUUUUGUCACUCGCGACGUUACUCUUUUGAGUCUGUCCUUCAAUAGAUAAUAUGAACCAAUCGAAAUACGAAUGAUACUCGACAUAUUAUGUAAACUAAAAUUGACAUUGUAGAGCGUUCUACUUUUCCGUACGUACAAGUUGAGCUAGGAAUUGAUCAGGUCUUUACAUCUUCGUUCCUUAACAGUAGUAAAUAUUCCAAUGAAUAGGUGAAUCAAGUUUAUCCAUAAUUUGUCGGUUUCAACGAUAUCUUAGGCUGCUGUGAAAUAGCGAAUAUUGCAAGUAAACGCUUUUGUUUGGACGGUUGGAAGGGUAAUUGAAAAGUAGUUGAUCCACUUAUCUAUUACAAGCCGAGAGGAAGAAGCGGCGAAUGGAAAGGAAACUACAAUGA
Stylophora pistillata is the source of this 2719-nucleotide messenger RNA. Its product is annotated as sorting nexin-7. NCBI's taxonomy places the organism in Eukaryota, Metazoa, Cnidaria, Anthozoa, Scleractinia, Pocilloporidae. Gene Ontology annotation, molecular function: phosphatidylinositol binding. The record is from RefSeq and is a predicted model, not a curated record. Gene Ontology annotation, cellular component: early endosome; phagophore assembly site. Gene Ontology annotation, biological process: autophagy of mitochondrion; endocytic recycling; reticulophagy.